AUGACGUUCUUGGAUGAGCUUGCCCCAUCUUUUCCAAGUAGUACGUUUUCUAGGUUUUGUAGUGAGACCCCCAUAAUGGAUUUAGUUCCAUGGUCGCAGAAAGGAGGAAAAAGAGGGAGAAUGAAAGUGAGAAUGAGAGUGGAGAUGAGAUUGAGUGGGAAGCUGAGUGGAGAGCAGUCUCGGCCCUGA
Messenger RNA from Prunus armeniaca (apricot), 189 nucleotides. The record is from the annotation of a GenBank genome assembly. Lineage: Eukaryota; Viridiplantae; Streptophyta; Magnoliopsida; Rosales; Rosaceae.